CAAAAGGCACAGCUUUUAGCCAUUGGUUUGUGAUUUAAGGCAUCCAAAAACCCAAGUUAGUUGAGAGUUUUAAGGAUGGGGAAGAGUUUUAGGAAGAGAUUCUCUUGCAACAGUUUGAUGUUUAAAAUGUUGGUUGUGACAUUGACAGUCAUAGUUUGUGGAAUUGUGGAGGGUGGUUCACUUACUAAACAGAAGAGUCUGAACGUUGAGAAGAAAAUGAACUCUCUUAGAAAGCAAGCAACAAAAAGCAUUCAGAGCAAAGAUGGCGACAUCAUAGAUUGCAUUAACAUCUACGACCAACCUGCUUUUGAUCAUCCUGCUCUGAGAAAUCACACCAUCCAGAUGGCACCAACUUAUGAUCCCACCAUGGAUGAACAUUCAAAGAAAGCAACAGCAGAAAGGGAAGGGAUGGAGGGAAAGGAUUCCAUGGUUGUGAAACAAACAUGGAGGAAAAGUGGCAGUUGUCCUAAAGGAACAAUACCAAUUCGAAGGAUCCAAAAACAUCUCCUACGCAAAGCUGAUUCGAUGGAACACUACGGGAGAAAGAGACCGGCGUCUUCGCAAGAAAUCGCUCAGCUUUCCAACAGCCGAAGUUCGCACUAUCUACUAAAAAAUCAUUCGAAGGCAUGUCUGCUUGCUUUAGGAAACAACUACAAUGGAGCCAAAGGAGACAUUAAAGUAUGCAACCCGAAGGUCGAAUUCGAUGAUGAAUACAGUACUUCCCAAGUUGCUCUAUUAACUGGCCCUUACUACAAUUACGAGGCCGUCGAAUCCGGAUGGGCAGUAAAUCCAGGUGUUUACGGGGACCGACAGACUCGACUGUUCGUGUAUUGGACUGUUGAUGCUUCCCACAAGACAGGCUGCUUUGAUCUCACUUGCCCUGGUUUUGUUCAAACAAGCAAUGAAAUUGCUCUUGGUUCUGCUAUUUAUCCAAUCUCAACUUCAACUGGGCUUCCAUAUGAAAUAACUAUGUUCCUUUUUAGAGAUUUAAAGACAAAUAAUUGGUGGGUACAAUAUGGUGAAAGCAUUGACAUAGGUUAUUGGCCUUCUGAGUUAUUCAAUGCUCUAAAAUAUACUGCAGAAACAGUACAAUGGGGAGGGGAAGUUUACAGCACAAAGUUAGGAGGACCUCCUCACACUAGAACAGGUAUGGGCAAUGGAAAGUUUCCUGACUACAUUUCUGGUGAUUCGGGUUGGGUAAAACGGAUAAGAGUUCGAGAUAACUCGAUGGUUUUGAAGUUUCCUGAUUGGGUUGAGCACUACUCUGAUGAAUAUGAUUGUUACGACAUCGAUUUUAUUCGAGAUUAUUUAGAUGAUCCUGAACUAUACUAUGGAGGUCCAGGUAAAAAUCCAAAGUGCCCCUAAGAGACUUUUACAAAACCAGGAUGAUUAUCUUGUUUUCAUUAAAUUCCUUCAUGUAAUGAAUAAAUUCUUACUUGCAAAUUGCAACA
Molecule: messenger RNA, 1451 nt
Organism: Benincasa hispida (wax gourd)
Lineage: Eukaryota; Viridiplantae; Streptophyta; Magnoliopsida; Cucurbitales; Cucurbitaceae
Product: protein neprosin-like
Source: RefSeq, a predicted model, not a curated record